UAUGGAUAUAAAAAGAAGAAAUAUUUAAUAUUCAAAACCAUGUCCUGUUUAUCUUCUAGCCUCUCUUGGAUGUGUGACUACUCUCUUUAGUGAAAUGGUUUGUUAUCCACUUGAAGUCAUCAAAGUAAAGUUAUAAAUGAAUGGAACUUAAGGAUGUCCUAAGUACAAAUAUAUGAAAUAAUUCAUUUCACAAACUAAAUCUAUUCAAUUAUAUUACAGAGGAUUUGAUGCCCACAUCUUGAAAAUUAUACCCUAAUCCACAACAAAAAUAUUUGCUUAUGAAUUUAUUCAGACUGCCUUUACAGGAAAUAUUGUAGAAACUUCAUUUCUAAGAAAACUUUCAACUGCAGCUGCUGCUUAUGGUGUUGCAUUACUAACUGGAAAUAUGGGAGAUAUUUUUAGGAUUAGAUUAAUCAAUAAUCAAGAUCUAUCUUUAAUUUAAGCAAUUCAACAAUCAUAUAAAAAAACAGGUUUUAAUGGAUUUUUUAGAGGUUAUUGGCUUAACUUAAUUACUAUCACUUCAAUUUAAGCAAUAGAAAUCUCUCUCUUUUAGAAAUUUAAAAGAUUUUUUAUUCACAAUUUGGCUCUUAGUCAUAAUUCUAUAAUUACUGAUGCACUUACCAGUCUUAUUACAGGAUUAACAAGUGGAAUCUUGACUGCUCCAUUAGAUGGAUUCAAAACUAGAUAUAUGAAUCAAUUUAUUGAUCAAUAUUCAUAUUGGAAUACAUUUAUCAAUUUAAUAAAAGAAGAAGGAUUCUUAGCAUUAUAUAAAGGAACUUUCCCAUAUUGUAUUAAGUUGACUAUUGGAUCCACUUUUACCUUUGUCCUCUAUGAAUAAUUUAAAAAACAAAUUAUUUGA
Messenger RNA from Paramecium sonneborni, 859 nucleotides. The record is from the annotation of a GenBank genome assembly. Lineage: Eukaryota; Ciliophora; Oligohymenophorea; Peniculida; Parameciidae.